This is a messenger RNA of Anopheles darlingi, 933 nucleotides long. RefSeq names its product chymotrypsin-like. The record is from RefSeq and is a predicted model, not a curated record. Bases 1 to 933 code for a protein of 310 amino acids. Gene Ontology annotation, biological process: proteolysis. The transcript is spliced from 3 exons. Gene Ontology annotation, molecular function: serine-type endopeptidase activity. NCBI's taxonomy places the organism in Eukaryota, Metazoa, Arthropoda, Insecta, Diptera, Culicidae.
AUGAAGUCUCUAUCAGUGAUCGUCUUGUUGGCAAUCGCCGUUGUCUCUGUGCAGGCAGCCAUUACGCGUCUCGAAGACAUAAACUGGGCCGAAGUGCGACCUGUUCAGGAGAGUCCACUGUUUAAGGCGAACCAUGCAGCGAACGGUGUGGCACAACUGCUGGCCAAACUUGACAAGGUGCAAGCUCUACCACCUCCAGUGAAAGGCUCACGUAUCAACAAUGGCGUCGUUGUUGGUCCAACCGAUAUUCCGUACAUUGUCGGAGUGCUCGUAUCGGUUGAAGCCGGUACCUACUUUUGCGGUGGAGUACUAGUCUCACGUACCCAUGUCCUUACCUCCGGUACCUGUGUCGAGGGACAAUCCUCAAUCACGGUACUACUCGGUGCGAGCGAUAUAAGCCGCGCACAGGACUUUGUCCUCGUCGAUCAUGUUCGAGUGCAUCCGGAUUUCAGUUCUUUCUUCCAGUCGAACGAUCUGGCCAUCUUGACACUUUCGCGCGCUCCACGAUUCAGCGAUCAAAUUCAAGUCGCCCGGCUACCAAGGCGUUCCCAGGUUGGUGAGUCAUUCAACAACGUGUGGACCACUAUCAGCGGAUGGGGUGAGACGGCCUCGAAUACUGGUGAGGCGUUGCCAAUGCAGGAACUUCGUUCGGUGCGUUCCCAGGUGAUCACCAACUUCAGCUGCACGAUAAGCUUCCCGUUGUAUCUGCGUUCAUCCAACGUUUGUACCUCGUCCGAUGGUGGUGCACCGUGUGUGGGUGAUGAAGGUGGCCCCGUGACGAUUGUAGAGGAAGAUGGUGGAUCGACGGUGAUCGCUAUCCACUCGUAUACGUACUCUCGAGGAUGUACGCGAAGCUGGCCGGCCGUACAUACUCGUGUGACCGAUUAUCUGAACUGGAUCGAAAUCUACACCGGAGCCAACAUUCGUGCGUAA